Molecule: messenger RNA, 1159 nt
Organism: Sesamum indicum (sesame)
Lineage: Eukaryota; Viridiplantae; Streptophyta; Magnoliopsida; Lamiales; Pedaliaceae
Gene: CEST
Product: death domain associated protein
Biological process (GO): response to photooxidative stress; photosystem I assembly
Cellular component (GO): chloroplast thylakoid membrane
Source: RefSeq, a predicted model, not a curated record
UUUAAAACGAAGGGGAAUCUGGGCGUGGGCGUGGAUUACCUAUUUAUAUUUAUUUUAGUUAAGGGUGCAAAAUGCAAAUUAUUACCUUCUUCUGGAAGUUAGCAACAGCCAGCCACGAAACUGUGACUCUUAUCUCCACCCAGUUUUUGAUUCUUUGAUCCCAUUUUACAGAUCAACUAUCGGUGGUCACACUGAUACUACUUGAGGAACGAGCAACCAAGAAAGCCUUGGUUUUAGGAAUAGCUACUUACCCUAUUGUGACUGCAUAUGUGAUGGGGGUUUCCGGUGUACUGCAGCCGCCCCCGCCCCUGAUGGCGGUGUCAUCAUUGUUCUACCACCGGUGUCCGUCUCUGCGCCCGUCUUACCUCCCAUUUAGCAGUACCAUAGCUGUUCGGAAGCACAAUGGCCGCAUUUCAGGGCUGGUGUUUGUUAAUAAAGAAGAUACCUUUUUCACUUCCUCUUCCACCCCCACUCCCCUACCCACCCAAAAUGAAACUGAACAAGCCGCUGACCCAGAUUCGCAGGACCUUGAAUAUGUAUCACAGAUUAAAACAGUUUUGGAGCGUCUUAGGAAAAACAGAGAUAUGCUCUUCAAUGAGGUCAAAUUAACUAUAAUGAUUGAAGAUCCUAGAGAUGUUGAACGGAGGCGUCUGCUCGGCAUUGAUGAUGAAAAUGCUCCUACCAGAGAUGAUCUCGCUGCCGCUUUAGUCCAAGUAAAUGAAGGACAAAUCCCUGAAAAUCGUGCCGCUUUGCAGAUGCUUGCUGAGGAAAUGCUUCAAUGGCCUAAUUUGGAGGUUGAAGCUCCAAAACAAAAAGAACGAGGCAAAUCGUUGUAUGCGAAAUUCACAGACACCGGUGUUAAUCCACAAGAGGCUGCCAAGAGGCUGAACAUUGAUUGGGAUUCAGCUGCUGAGAUUGAGGAUGCUGAGACAAGUGAAGUGGAGGUGCCACCUGCUGUGGGAUAUGGAGCUCUUUACUUGGUUACAGCAUUUCCAGUCAUUAUCGGUAUCUCGGUUGUGCUGAUUCUAUUUUACAACUCUCUCCAAUAAAUCAUUAUAUGCAUGAGCUAAAAGAUUAUUAUUUGAGUUUGUACAUUUGAAUUGUUUAUAAUGGCAGGUUAAUGAAAUUAUAAAUAUCGGAUCAGUUUCAGUUUUAUUUA